AUGCCUCAGGAUAUGCCGCCUGCUGGCGGCUAUGCCCCAGUUCAGUAUAAGCGAAACCUUCCCUUCCGCGGUUUCCGACCCCGAACGUACCUCCUCGGCAUCGGCGUCGUCAUGGCCUACGGCUGGUACAAGCUCGUCAGUGGUAUCCGCGAAACGAACGAGUACGCCCGUGAGAAGAUGUGGGCUCGUAUCCACCUCCUGCCCGUUCUCCAGGCUGAGGAGGACAGGGACCAGGUGAGGCGGUAUCUUGCCGAUCAGGCGCGUGAGAAGGAGCUUUUGGGCGAGAAUACCAAGGUGUACCACAGCGACAGACUUAUCGCCAGCCUACUCUAUGUGCCUCACGUGCAUAAGUACGAUAUCCCUGAUCAGGAGGAACGUGUGAUGCCUUGA
Scedosporium apiospermum is the source of this 390-nucleotide messenger RNA. RefSeq lists its product as uncharacterized. The transcript has 4 exons. The record is from RefSeq and is a predicted model, not a curated record. Bases 1 to 390 code for a protein of 129 amino acids. NCBI's taxonomy places the organism in Eukaryota, Fungi, Ascomycota, Sordariomycetes, Microascales, Microascaceae.